GAAGAGGGAACGUGGAGGAGAAAAGGGACAUGGGAAUGUGGGGAGGACAUGGGGACACACUGGGAGGAGGGAGGGAACGUGUGGGCGCUGCCACAUCGGGAAACACCCAACUAAACCCUGGGUGUGAAUUCCCCCGGAUUGCCUUUGUAUAAACGCAAAUCAAAUGUUUAAACAGGUUCCAGUGUAAGUUGGGGAAUGACCUGUUAGAGUCCUGGGGACAGCAGGGUGACCAUGAGCCAGCACUGGGCCCUUGUGGCCAGGAAGCCAAUGCCGACAGAAAGAAGAGGAAUGAGGCACCAUGUCUGAGGGCAGCCAGAGGAACUCGCCAGCCUUUGGGCAGGUGGUGAUCGGGCCACCGGGCUCUGGGAAGACGACGUAUUGCCACAGCAUGCGGGACUUCAUGGGCAGGAUCGGGCGGCAGGUGACGGUGGUGAACCUGGACCCUGCCAACGAGACCAUACCCUACCCGUGCGCCGUGGACAUCGCCGAGCUCGUCACGCUGCCCGACGUGAUGGAGAACCUGAGGCUGGGACCCAACGGGGGGUUGAUUUACUGCAUGGAGUACCUGGAGGCCAACCUGGACUGGCUGCAGGAGAAGCUGGCCGCGUUCAGGGGGCACUACUACCUGUUCGACUGCCCGGGGCAGGUGGAGCUCUACACCCACCACGACGCCCUCAAGAACGUCUUCGCGCAGUUAGCCAAGUGGAAUUUUAGGCUCGCUGCCGUGCACCUGGUGGACUCUCACUACUGUACGGACCCCGGCAAGUUCAUCUCUGUCCUCUGCACCUCGCUCUCCGCCAUGCUGCACGUGGAGCUGCCCCACGUCAACAUCCUCUCCAAGAUGGACCUGAUCGAGCAAUACGGCAAGUUGGCUUUCAACCUGGAUUAUUACACAGAGGUCCUGGAUCUUUCUUACUUGGUUGACCAUUUGGCUUCUGACCCCUUCUUCAGAAAUUACCGCCGCCUCAACGAGAAGCUGGUGGAGGUGAUUGAGGAUUACAGCCUGGUGUCCUUCGUUCCGCUCAACGUCCAGGUGAUGAGCAGGGACUGUUGGAUUGUGGAGAUGAGGUUCUUAGGACAAGGAGAGCAUGCGGCGGGUGAUGCAGGCGGUGGACAAAGCCAACGGCUAUUCCUUCGGCGAGCAGGAGCACCGCAGCCUGGAAGCUCUGAUGUCGGCAGCGGUGGGAGCCGAUUUCCACUUUUCUUCCACACUCGCCGUGCAGGAGAAGUAUGUGCAAUGUGAGGACAAAGCUGUGGAAGAAGAAGUGAUGGGUCUGUAACACACUCGCCGCAGCCGCUCUCGGUUUUGUCACCUCUCCUUCUCCUACCCGGACAUCUCCGCGUCGGGUGACUCAGACCCAGCGAAAACCUCUCCAGGCAGAGCUCUGCCUGCUGAACUCCUUCUCUGCAAAGGUUUGAGCCUCUGCCUUUCAGCCCAUGCACAGAGCAGCGUUUCUGCAGGAAGGUGAUGGCCGAGGGCAGGACAAGCCGUGUAUUCCCUUAGCAACAAGCGAGAUUUAGCCAGGGGAAGGCACGGUUAGCAAGAGAUAAAGGAGACUGAGCUUUGUUAGUUCUCCUCCCCAUCAUGACCAAGAUAGAUCCGGAGAAAGAAAAAUCAGUCUGAGCCAUCUCUUGCACUGAGAUUUGAGGUGAAAGUUGUGGGUUUCUGCACAGGAGGAGUGACCAUGGGCCUCGCGCUCCCUGGAGCAGCCGGGCUGAGCAGCCUCCCGGAGGACAGAACGAUGGUUGGUUUUCUUUGGGUUGUUUUUUUUUUUGUUGUUGUUUUGUUUUUUUAAAUAAUGACGUACUCUUUCUUAAUAAAACGCUCCUUCGUCUCGCUUUCA
Molecule: messenger RNA, 1844 nt
Organism: Columba livia (rock pigeon)
Lineage: Eukaryota; Metazoa; Chordata; Aves; Columbiformes; Columbidae
Gene: GPN2
Product: GPN-loop GTPase 2
Exons: 6
Coding region: 299-1243 (314 amino acids)
Cellular component (GO): cytoplasm
Molecular function (GO): GTPase activity
Source: RefSeq, a predicted model, not a curated record